AUGGCUGCGCUCAGAGGCAAAGUCGUGACAUUAGCUAGAAAUAGGCUGAUCAAUAAGAUAUCAGACCCCAAAGCUGCAAGUUGUCCAGUACAGUCUCUCGUGAGGAGGAGGUCAAACAAAGUUUCAUGGGACUCUCCAAUUACUUGCCAGGGCAGUCGCAGACUGUUCUGUGCCAACCAAGUAAAGCAACAGAUUCCACUGACACAAGAAGCUGAUAACCAAGACAAAAUUAUUGACAAUCCAUUAAAGCAUGAUGACUACUUUGAUGUGAAAAAAUUGAUAAAAGUGGAGGAACUUUUUGAAGCAGGUGUUCAUUAUGGUCAUAAAUCAGGAGUUCGUAAUGAAUACAUGGUGCCCUACAUAUAUGGUAGCAGGAUGGGAGUUGAUAUUUUGGAUCUUAAACAGACAGUCGAUAACAUGGAAAUAGCAUUAAAUUUUCUAGCACACAUAGCAUAUAGAGGAGGUGUCAUUUUAUUCCUUACAAGACAGGCAUUGAGUAUGCCCUUGGUGGAGAAGACAGCAGAGGAAGCAGGCGAGUACAGUCACUGUAGAUACUGGCGGGGCGGAACCUUUACCAAUGCUAUACAGCAGUUUGGCUCUGUCACACGUCUGCCUGACACUUGUAUUUUCCUCAGUACAUCAAACACUGUAUUUGAACAACAUACUGCCAUCGUUGAAAGUGCGAAGAUGAUGAUUCCUACGAUAGGAAUAGUGGAUACCAACUCGGAUCCAAGGAUCAUCACUUACCCUGUUCCAGGAAAUGAUGAUACAUUAACAUCCAUUGAACUGUAUUGUAGCCUUUUCAAACAGGCUAUAUUAAAAGGCAAAGAAAAACGAAAAGAACAUGGAUUAUAAAAAAAAUGGGUAAAAAUUGUGUUUUUGUUGGAGGGCUUUAUGUAUGACAUUUGACCCUGUUUCAAUUGAACCAUGUAGAUAGCAUUUCCUAGUAAAUAUAAACACUUUGAUUAAAAACAACUGCUUUGUGCCUUUUUUGUCUGUUAGUUAAAGCUGGUAUUUGUUUGGUGAACCAUCAAUCUGUUCCAUGUUAUCUAUUAAAGACAUUAUAAACAUAUACUAGAUAUAUGUCCCGCAGUACUUUAGAUAUAGGGUAGGGGAAAUAAUUUAUUCAUAUUCAGAGUCAGGGGAUAGACUGAUUACAAAACCGUGAAAUAGCAUUAUUUCAUUAUCAUACUGAACAGUGAUAUAUAUAGGUCGGUCUGUUACCAGGCAUGGGCUUAUUGCCAGAUAAAUAUGGUAUGUCUU
Messenger RNA from Ylistrum balloti, 1263 nucleotides. Its product is annotated as small ribosomal subunit protein uS2m-like. The transcript is spliced from 3 exons. Gene Ontology annotation, biological process: translation. Lineage: Eukaryota; Metazoa; Mollusca; Bivalvia; Pectinida; Pectinidae. The coding region runs from base 1 to 855 and encodes 284 amino acids. The record is from RefSeq and is a predicted model, not a curated record. Gene Ontology annotation, cellular component: mitochondrial small ribosomal subunit; ribosome. Gene Ontology annotation, molecular function: structural constituent of ribosome.